This is a messenger RNA of Pseudophryne corroboree (corroboree frog), 6391 nucleotides long. RefSeq names its product integrin subunit alpha 5 (gene ITGA5). The record is from RefSeq and is a predicted model, not a curated record. The transcript has 30 exons. Gene Ontology annotation, cellular component: external side of plasma membrane; integrin complex. Gene Ontology annotation, biological process: angiogenesis; cell-cell adhesion; cell-matrix adhesion. NCBI's taxonomy places the organism in Eukaryota, Metazoa, Chordata, Amphibia, Anura, Myobatrachidae. Gene Ontology annotation, molecular function: integrin binding. The coding region runs from base 306 to 3428 and encodes 1040 amino acids.
AUGCAAAAUGAGAGAGAAGAGAAAACACACACAUACAAGGGGCCUAAUUAAAUCCACAUACAGCAGUAAAAGGAUCUGUUCAGUGAACAAAAAGGAGGUGGGGAGAGAGAGGGGCUGCACAGGCACACCCCUCCUCUCUCUGUAGGGAACACCCUGCAGCUAAUUUUAGGAGGGGCUAUUCUCUUCAUUGGAGUAGGUUUUUUUUCUCUUCGUUUUUUUUUUUUUUGGUUUUUCAAAGUGAGUUUGCAUCCUACCAGGUCCCACUUCACAUGGUCCCAUAAUCCGGCAGACAGUAUCAGCUAGCCAUGCAGUGCUCAGGGGAAACGCGUGUCUGGCUGUCAGUCAGCCUCCUCCUCACCUUCGCCUCGGUUCAUGGAUUUAACUUGGAUGUGGAGCAGCCUGCGGUGUAUACUGGAGCAGAAGGCAGCCUGUUUGGCUUCUCGGUGGAUUUCUACCUCCCCAAUAAGCAGAGUGUCAGCAUCCUGAUUGGGGCUCCAAAGGCAAACACAAGUCAGGCGGACGUGGUUGAAGGAGGCGCAGUGUACUAUUGUCCGUGGCGGAGGAAUGACAGUGACUGCACACCAAUUCAGUUUGAUACAAAAGGCAACCGUGUUCAUGAGUUCCAGCCUAAGGAUGGUAACAAAACGGCACAUCUAGAACAGGUGGAGUUUAAAUCGAAACAAUGGUUUGGAGCAACUGUCCGCUCACACAACCAGUCUAUACUGGCCUGUGCGCCCAGGUACAGCUGGAGAACAAUAAAAGAAGAAAGACACAGUGACAUUGUGGGAACUUGCUACUUGUCUUUUGACAAUUUCACCAGCUUUGUGGAGUAUUCACCGUGUCGCACAGAUUUGAACUCUGAAGCAGGUCAGGGCUACUGCCAAGGUGGAUUUGCUGCUGAGUUUACAAAGAGUGGCAGAGUAUUAUUGGGCGGGCCUGGCAGUUACUUCUGGCAAGGCCAAGUGAUCACAGCAACGCAACCUGAAAUCAGGGAUUCCUUCUACCCUGAAUACUUUAUCCUAGACAUUAAAGGACAAAUGAAGACAAGUCAGGCUCACGCUAAUUAUGAUGACAGUUACCUAGGUUAUUCUGUAGCUGUUGGAGAGUUCAGUGGAGAUGACACGGAAGAUUUUGUGGCUGGAGUCCCCAAAGGAAAUAUGACCUAUGGAUAUGUCACCAUCCUGAAUGGGACAAACUUAAAAUCCCUGUAUAACUUCUCUGGAGAGCAGAUGGCGUCGUACUUUGGCUACUCUGUUGCAGCCACCGAUCUGAACAGCGAUGGAUUGGAUGAUCUACUGAUAGGAGCCCCCCUGUUUAUGGAGAGGACCCAUGAUGGCAGAAUUCAGGAGGUUGGACGGGUCUAUGUCUACCUACAGGAUGACAGUAUGUCCAGCAUCCCAUCUGUGGUGCUGACGGGACAGCAGGAGUAUGCCAGAUUUGGCAGCUCCAUUGCUACUUUAGGAGACUUGGAUCAAGAUGGCUUCAAUGAUAUUGCAGUCGGGGCCCCAUUUGAAGGCAGAGGGGUGGUGUUUAUUUACAAUGGUCAUGCUGGGGGUCUGAGCGCAAAACCAUCUCAAGUACUGAAAGGAGUGUGGGGUUCUCCUACGGCUCCCGCUUUCUUCGGCUUCUCCGCCAGAGGAGGCAAAGACCUUGAUGGAAAUGGCUAUCCAGACCUUAUAGUGGGAGCAUUUGGUGUCGACAAGGCAGUGGUGUACCGGGGGCGUCCAAUUGUUCAUGCCAGUGCCUCUCUGUCCAUCUCAUCGUCAAUGAUUAACCCAGAUGAGAAGACCUGUUUAAAUGAAGGCACUGCUAUGCGAGUAUCCUGUGUAAACCUUAGUUUCUGCCUGAACGCAUCAGGAAAACAUGUGCCAAAUACAAUUGGGAUUAAUGUAGAGCUGCAGCUGGAUUCUAUGAAGCAGAGAGGGGCUGUGAGGAGAGCACUGUUCUUGAAAUCUGGCCUUCCUCACAUGACUCAGAGUGUUCUCUUACACAAUGGUGGCCAGGAACAAUGUAGUGAGAUGAAGAUCUACCUCAAGGAUGAGACAGAAUUCCGGGAUAAGUUAUCUCCGAUUUACAUCUCUCUGAACUUCUCCCUGGAUGCGCAGGCCCCUACUGAUGCUCAUGGGCUAUUGCCAAUCUUCAAUUACCAGACUAAGAACCACAUUGAGCAGAAGGCUCAGAUUCAGCUGGACUGUGUUAACAAUAUCUGUGUUCCAGAUCUGAAGCUCAAUGUAUCCAGUGAUCGGAAAUCCGUGUAUUUGGGUGAUGAGAACUCCCUGACGUUGCUGUUCAAUGCCUUGAAUGAUGGAGAAGGUGGAGCAUACGAGGCAGAGCUCUAUGUCAUCCUGCCCUCAGAGGCAGAAUACAGUGGUAUCGUGAGAAACAAUGAAAACCUCUCUCUGCUACCUUGUCGCUAUGAGCUGCAGAAUGAAACCCGCCUGGUGAUCUGUGACCUGGGAAACCCAAUGAAGCCUACGACUAGUCUUUGGGGUGGGUUGAGGUUCACUGUGCCGCAUCUUCGAGACACCAGUCAGAAAGUUCACUUUGACUUUCAGAUUCGCAGCAAAAACGCCAAUAACUCCCAGAGCGACCUUGUGCAGCUAUCAAUCAAUGUUGAAGCUCUUACGUCUGUGUCAUUUUUUGGGGUUUCAAAGCCAGAUAGCGUUAUAUUCCCACUUGCAAACUGGAAGACAAUCAGACAACCCACUCAGGUGGAAGAAGCAGGGCCAGAGGUUAAUCAUGUGUAUGAGCUGGCGAACCUGGGACCAAGUUCUAUUAGUCAUGGUAUCUUAACACUGAGUUGCCCAAUGAUGCAUGUUGAAGACCAUGUGAUGUAUGUUAUGAACUAUUCUGUGCAAGGCUUGGCCAACUGUACCACUAAUCAACCUGUCAAUCCACUUCAACUGCAGUAUUCAAAGGAGCAAGACUCGGCGAAGACUGCCCAUCACGUGGAACGCAGAGACACUUCCCGAGUCCCUGCCGGAGGGUCACAUGUUCUGAAAUGUAAUCAACACCACAAAGGUUGCUUCCACCUUCGCUGUGAUGUUGGGGCGCUGGAGAAGCAGCAGCGGGCAAUCCUUAAAGUCCAUUUCCGGGUCUGGGCACACACUUUCUUACAGAAAGAGAACCAGGGAUUUGCUCUGCAGUGUGAAGCAGCGUAUCACAUUCAGCGGCUACCGUACAAAAUCCUGCCCGCAAAGUAUCCACAGGGAACACAUCAGGUUAAUACAACUAUUCACUGGCUGAAACCAGAGAGCAGUUAUGGUGUACCGCUGUGGAUCAUAAUACUGGCCAUAUUAAUCGGGCUGUUGCUGCUUGCCUUACUUAUUUAUGUUCUAUACAAGCUUGGUUUCUUUAAACGCUCCUUGCCCUAUGGAACUGCUAUGGAAAAAGCUGAACUCAAACCCCAGGCUGCCUCUGAGGCCUAGACUGCGCAUAUGGCCUCAUCCCUUGCACUGCCAAAAAAUCUCCAAAAGGGAAGGUGAAAGAACAGUCGCCACUCAUCUUUCAAGUUGACACUACAUUGUCUGGGAGGGAGACAAAAUUUCACAUGUUUUUCCACAAAUGUUUCUGGGUGUUUUGAAAGGACCUGUUGCCGCUGGAACACUAUGACUGAAUCGCCCAGGGUUCCACUGAAUGCAAAGUGUUUGAGUUCAAUGGUGAGGACAAAAUAAUAAAAUAAAAAUCAUGACUUCCCCCUUCAGAUAGUCCAAAACAGGAAUGUGCGUGGAAGAUGUGUUGGUCCAUCCCGAUCUAAACCACUUUUUUUGGUGCUGGAUAUCACCUGAUUUUCCUGUUGUGUUUUUUUGGUUCACUUUUGAAGUUGCCUUCGGAGAUGCAAGAAGCAAAGUAUAGACAUUGCCGAUUGCUGCCUCACUUUGUGUACAGCGUUGAUCCUCCUUUGCUCAGAUAUGACUGGGAUUCUCAGAGAUAACCAAAAGACUAUAUAUGCGACGUCAGAAACUGUGGACCCAUGUUGAAAUUGUGGGGGGCGGGGGUGGGGGGCAGAUUGAAUUUAAAUUGAGUUGAAAAUGGUAUUUUUAAAACAAAAUUGUUAACUUAUUGAGCUUUUAGCACAUAAUGUGUGUGCAGUUUUCUGCAAAAUAUGUAGGAAAAUAGCAGGGGGGUUCUUCUGACAUAGGCACAUUGGUAAUGCUUGAGCUUUGUGUACCCCAUGAGCUGAAAGUCUGUGCUAACGCUGUGUAGAGGUUCUGUGUACAGUAGAUACUAAAUCUUUUUGUGCAGAAAAUUUUAUAUAUAUAUAUUUUAAUAUUCAAAAUGGAAUCAAACACAGAGCUGAUCAUUCAGAACGGCAUAUUACCAAAUCAAGACGUUCCCACUUGUGUGCUUUAUACAGUAUAUUUUUAUUUUGCCUUCAGUGUAUAUACAGUAGUCUACAGAGUUACAUUGUCAUAACAUCUUAAAUGUAAACUUUUAUCUGCUGUGCACAGCAAUAGAGACUGUCAUCUAUAGAACCAAGUGGGGACAGGGCAAGUUGGUCUAGCAGUAUUUAGAUUGUUUGCAAAAACAGACCUCAAGGAGGGAAGUGCUGGAGUAGCGCUGCUUAGUAAUCACAGCUCUAUGUCUGCCACCUCUAAAACUAAGGGACUGAAGACUCAGGGGACAUGUGCUUCACAAUGGAGUCCUACAACAUUGGGGAAACCUGGGUGGGCCUAGGGCUUGGUUACAGAAGCACAAGAACUGUAACUUUAUUGUGUGUAUCUUUUUUUUUUUUUAUGUUUUUUUUUUUUUUUUUUUUUUAGUGCUAUGUUUCAAGUUCUAAAAUGUGUUCUUUAUCAGAUUACAGUAUUUCAUACCAAAGACGUUAAGUGCCUUAAACGAAAUGUUGCAGCUGUGGGUUUGUCGCGUACCUGACUAAGCACUGAUUUUGUUAUCCAUUUGCAAAAACUAUUUUGACCGCUGUAUUGUUUGGGAACAGUCGGUGGAAAAUCUGGUGCUUUUUGUGUUGCUUGGUUCUCUACCAUAAAGUGUUAAAAACACAUGAACACGAGGGUUUGCUGAUAUUUAAUGUGUUGUAAGUGCAAUAAAUGUGUUUUUAGCGAUUUUUUUUUUUUUUUUUUUACUAUGUAUUACAUAUGAAGUGAAAUAUGGGGUUGGCUAUUCUGAUUGUUUUUGUUUUGUUAUUUAAACCUCUGAACCACUUCUGUGGCAGAAUUUGCACAGUCACUCCUAUGACAAUUCUGAGAUUUCUAGCGAUGUUUGAGGCACUGGAGGACCGGUGUUGCCUGUAGGUAGCUGGCAAGAUCACAUGUAGUAUGAAGCAUGAUGUAAGCAGGAAUGGUCUGAUGUGUACAUUUCAGCAGCAGUCCUGUUUCUCUGCUAAAUGACUGUAAGACUUGACAUAGAAUCUUUUGUAACUCUAAUGCCCCUUAUUAAACAGUGUCUGCUUUUGGGCAAACCCCCUAUAUGUAUUUGUCCUCCAUUUAACAGUGUAAGGGGAGGUCUUUCCUUGAACCCCAUAGUUACCUGUCACUAGGAGCUGAAAUACGCUGUGGGCUAUACGAGUAGGCAGGCAGUUGCCGGUAAUAGCACAGGACAUAAAGCUACCCUACCUUUGCAAAAUGAAGCGCACCCACUCUUCUGUGUUGAAAAGGAGUAGAAGGAUUGAACCCUGCACUGUGAGCUGCAAACUGUCUGCACAUAUAUAGUCUCCAUCUGCAGAUAAUCAUGGGUUGGGACGGAGCAUAGAGGACAGAUGCAUGAAGGGCAUUUUGACUACAAGAAGGCAAUGUUUUCUGAGCAAAGAAUAUGCACACUCCUAUGUCAAUGGAAAGUUGUGUGAGUAGUGUGUUUGAAGGAGGUUUAUGCUGCUACUGCUCGUAAUAGUAAAGACCGUUAUUGAGUGGCUACAAGCUUUCUCCGUUGGUGCCCACGCUACUCACCCUUAAGUAGACAUGUAGGAAGCAGCACAGUUACAUGUGUAGCGGUCAGGCUCUCUGAUGUGGUCUGUAGCUGCCUUGAAGUGAAGACUUUAAUCUGACGCUAAGCAAUUCUGCUUGUCUCCAUGUAUAGCCAACCCUGUGUAUUCUCAUAUUGUAAGAAUCUUCAUAUCUGGUUGUACAGUUGUCAGCUAUGCAAAACUCCCAUUGGUGCUGUUACAAUCACUAUUUUCGUGUCUGUUUCCUUUUCUCUUCUCCCAUAUUGGGUGAUAUUUUUAUUUUUCUAUUUCUUUUCAUUAUUUUUUUUUCCUAAGGAUGAUUUCUUGUUGGCUUCUUUUCUGCUGGAUCAGACUGUAUGAGCUGAGCUGAUAGAAACAGAGGUGACUAGACACCCCAAAAGGAUCUGCUAGGAAUCGUCUUUCUGUGUGUUAUGAGGGGGGUUGGCUGCCUUUCUCAGGGGUAUCAUACUGUAAUAAAGUUUUAUAAAACAA